AUGGCAGGAGUGAACGGAGAUCGAAAAGGAAAGAAAGAUGACAACGGCCUCGGCUCAGCCAUUGACUUUGUGCUGUCCAACGCCAAACUUGUGCUGGGGGUCGGAGGAGCCGCCAUGCUGGGCAUCGCUACACUCGCAGUCAAGAGGAUGUAUGACCGAACCCUCAGCGCUCCCACAAGCCCCACAAAGGCCAACCAAUCAGGAAAGAGGAGCUGGGAGGAGCCAAGCUGGCUGGGGUCAUCGCCACGGACGCUGAACCACGACAUGAAGCAGAACGUCAGUCGGUCACUGCAGACACUCCCCACGUCCUCCAGCUCCUUCCAGCCCGAUUUUCCACGGAGGACAGCAGGACGUCCCAGCAGCAGCAGCAGGAGCAGUAGUAAAGCAGCGCUGCAGCGAGGGCGUAUGCGUCUGUCCCUGCAGGAGCACCUGUGGGCGUUUUAUCACGAGCGUGUAAACAUCUCGCCUGAGGAGCAGCAGGCAGCUCGACAUGCUGCCCUCGAAAUCUGUGCAGAGCUCCGAGCUUUCAUCCACACCAAAGUGCCAGACAUGCCGCUCCGAGACAUGUACCUCAGCGGCAGCCUCUACCAUGAUCUACAGGUGGUGUCAGCGGAUCAUGCUCAGCUGAUGGUUCCUCUGAUCCUGGAGAAGAGUUUGUGGUCAUUCAUUCCUGGUGAGGAGACCAUCAUGAACGUUCCCGGGUUCUGGCUCGUGCGUCGUGAGAACUUGGAGUACUUCCCUCGUGGCAGUAGCUACUGGGACCGCUGCCUGAUCGGCGGUUACCUCUCACCGAAGAGCGUGCUGGAGGUGUUUGAGAAGUUGGUGACAGGGUGUAUGAACUGGCCGGCGAUUGGCAGCGUGCUGGGCUACGUGGUCCGUCCUGCCGUCCCGUCACACACAGAGGCGCUCACGCUCUCUCUGGAGGUGCAGUACGACUCGGAGCGACGGCUCCACGUCGACUUCCUGCCCCUGCUCGUCUCAGAGGAUGCUGUGUCUCUAAUCGCCAAACCUCACCGCGAGCGAGAGAACCUCUGGAGGCAGAGCUUUUGGUCGGCGGAAACCACGAAGCUGCUGGCUCUGGACCGAGACGAUGAUGGCUGCCGCUGCGUUUGCCUCAAAAUUGCCAAAGCCGUUUGCAAACUGAACCCGGCGCUGACGCCGCUGAACGCCAGUCACCUCGCUAACGCCGUGCUCCUGCUGUGUGAGAGUGAGCGCAACUGGAGCCGCGAGGUGCUGGCCGAACGCUUCACGCAGCUCAUACGUGCACUAGUGGGACACCUAGAGGCCGGGAGACUGCCCUGCGCCCUGGACCACAAGGUCAACCUGUUGUGUGAGCUCACGCCACGAGAGGUUGACGACCUGGGGUACACACUGUACUGCUCUCUAUCAGACCCUGAGAGUCUGCUCAGAACUGUGUAACACACAGACACACACACAAACACACUGCAGUGUAAAACAUGACUUUACUACCAAAACUAGCUCAUGCAUUAGUUGAAUAAGGUGUGUGUGUGUGUGUGUGUAAAACGUCACACUGCUAAAAUAGUCUGCUGCUAAACUUCAUUGGUGUUAAACAGGUCACCGCACUCACUCAUGCUGUUUUCCUUCAUAAAACAGUCGUGUGUGUGUGUGAUAGCAUGUUGAUCAGUGUUGCUAAUGUAAGUGUUUGUGCUUGAGAUCAAAACCCUGCCGUUUGAUUUGAUGAAUUCAAGAAUAAUUUAAAUAAAACAGCGCUGAUGUCAUGGCAUGAGUUUGGUUCCUCAUAACCCAGUGCAGGGCGGAGUUCCUGGCACCGCCCUCAGGGGGAUUAGUUUCCUAUAACAGCAUGUCCUCAAGAGUCUACUCCUCUUACAACACUGUAAUUUAGCAAGAAUUACAGUUUUUAUUGCUGAAAGAACGACACGGUACAUUUUAAUCUGUUUACAGUUACACUUAAACAAGUCAGUUCCUGCUGUUGCUUGUUAUAGCAGCUAUAAACACUCAUCAGUCUCUCUCUGUAUUCUCUCUCAGACCAUCACAGCUUGUCAUGUUGUCAUAGAAACUGCACAGAAGUGUUGCAAAGACUGUUACAAAGCGCUGACACCGGAGACUCCUUCCACACGUCUCGUAAUGUCUUUAUAAUCAGUGGAGCGUCCACCGCCGCGUCCGAGCUGUUACUAUAGAAACGAUAAAAAGUCUCAGAACGAACGCAUUCGUAUAAACCUAUGAUUUUGAUGCUGUUAUAGAAAACAAACCAUCUCCUUCUCUUCCAGCCAAUCAGAAUCCAGAACUCUGCAGCGAUGUGCAGUAACUGUGACGGGAAGGAGAGGCUUUUAUUUUCAUGCCAUUUUAUCAGGUCUAAUAAGAUUCGGAAACAUGUGAAAUGAGUGAAGAAGAGCUGCAGCAUUUCACAUAAUUUAAUGACUGUGACUUUUAUUUGAAAUGUUUUUGGAGUUUCUUCAGCUCGCUCAUGGCAUGUCUGUGGUGUUGAUGUGACUGUAGCGCGGGACGAGGCGGAGCGAGAUGCUCUGAUGGAAGAUCCGAACGUUUCUGAGGAGAUCAUUAUGCAAACGUCCCUUUCAGUGUUCUCUCUUCCACCAGUGAGUUUUUUAUACUGGGAAUGGUGUGCAGAAGAGUUCGGUGUUAUGGAGUCGUACAGGGUCAUGUUCAUCCUGGACUCAUUUAUUUAUAAAAGGGGGGGGGGGUAGCUUUAAAUGUUACUGAUAGUGUGUGAAUAUUUUUGGUACCUUAAGAAUGUUUGUUAUGGUCGUGUUGUUUAUUAUUCGCUGAGGGUCGUGUCUGCUGCUAAUAGACGCCUCGAAGCAGAUGACCUUCAGCAAAUGAUAAAUGACGGUUGGUAUGAAUGAAUGAAUAAACAGAUAAAUUAUUAAGAACGCUAUUUGUGUAUGAAAUGCAACUCAAACUCUAGUAACAUCAGAUCUAAAGCCGUAUUUAAUCAGAGAAACAUGUUAGUUAUGAUACAGAUGAUGAUGAUGAUGAUUCACUGCACUGUGAUGUAACGUGUCUUGUGAUCUAUUAAAACAGCAGCAACGCUCA
Hemibagrus wyckioides is the source of this 3033-nucleotide messenger RNA. It is a transcript of the gene mief1, whose product is annotated as mitochondrial elongation factor 1. Gene Ontology annotation, biological process: positive regulation of mitochondrial fission; mitochondrion organization. NCBI's taxonomy places the organism in Eukaryota, Metazoa, Chordata, Actinopteri, Siluriformes, Bagridae. Gene Ontology annotation, cellular component: mitochondrial outer membrane. The transcript is spliced from 4 exons. Bases 1 to 1419 code for a protein of 472 amino acids. The record is from RefSeq and is a predicted model, not a curated record.